Monodelphis domestica (gray short-tailed opossum) is the source of this 2710-nucleotide messenger RNA. RefSeq names its product calpain 9 (gene CAPN9). Lineage: Eukaryota; Metazoa; Chordata; Mammalia; Didelphimorphia; Didelphidae. The record is from RefSeq and is a predicted model, not a curated record. Gene Ontology annotation, cellular component: cytoplasm. Gene Ontology annotation, biological process: proteolysis. Gene Ontology annotation, molecular function: calcium ion binding; calcium-dependent cysteine-type endopeptidase activity.
UGGAAGCAGAGCACAUCGGGACAGUAUCUGAAAGCCAUGCCUUACAUCUACCAGGGCCCAGGACCCAGGGCACAUACAGUACCCAAGGAUUCCCGCACCAUCCAUUCUUCUGGCAAGACCUAUGAGGAGCUGCGACAGGAGUGCCUACAGAGGGGCAUCCUGUUUGAAGAUAGGGACUUUCCAGCCAAUGACUCCUCCCUCUUCUUCAGCGACAGACCCUCCAUUCCUUUUGUGUGGAAACGUCCUGGGGAAAUAGUUAAAAACCCAGAAUUCAUUCUUGGAGGAGCCACAAGAACUGAUAUUUGUCAAGGGGAUCUUGGAGACUGUUGGCUCUUAGCAGCCAUUGCCUCUCUUACACUUAAUGAAAAGACUUUGGCUAGAGUUGUGCCCCCUGAUCAAAAUUUUGGCCCUGGUUAUGCUGGGAUAUUUCACUUUCAGAUCUGGCAGCAUGGCGAGUGGUUGGAUGUGGUCAUUGACGACCGGCUCCCGACCUUCAGAGAUCGUUUGGUUUUCCUUCACUCUGCUGAUCACAAUGAAUUUUGGAGUGCAUUGCUGGAAAAGGCAUAUGCCAAAUUGAGUGGAAGCUAUGAAGCCCUGAAGGGUGGAAGCACAAUUGAAGCUAUGGAAGACUUCACUGGAGGAGUAGCAGAGACUUUUAUCAUUAAAGCAGCCCCAAAAAACUUAUAUGAGAUCCUAGAAAAGGCUGUGAAGAGAGGCUCUCUGGUGGGCUGCUUCAUAGAAGUCAAAGAUUCUUCAGAGACAGAAGCAAAAACACCUUUUGGCCUCAUUAAGGGUCACGCAUACACAGUGACUGGAAUUAACCAGGUGAAUUACAAAGGCCAAAAGGUUGAGCUCAUCAGAGUCCGGAAUCCUUGGGGCCAGGUAGAAUGGAAUGGUCCUUGGAGUGACAAUUCUCCUGAGUGGAAUUUUGUCAACUCAUCUGAGCAAAAACGCCUCUGCCAUUCUGCUCUUGAUGAUGGAGAAUUCUGGAUGACUUUCAAGGAUUUCAAAGUCCACUUUGACAAAGUAGAGAUCUGCAACCUCACACCUGAUGCCCUGGAGGAAGACACCCUUCACAAAUGGGAAGUAACAAUUUAUCAAGGGAGUUGGGUCCGAGGAUCCACUGCAGGAGGAUGCCGUAAUUAUAUUGACACCUUCUGGACCAACCCCCAGAUCAAAUUAUCUCUGACUGAGAAAGAUGAUGGCCAAGAAGAAUGCACUUUUAUUGUUGCCCUUAUGCAAAAGGACAGAAGGAAACUCAAGAAAUUUGGAGCCAAUUUGCUGACAAUUGGAUAUGCUAUUUACCAGAGCCCUGCCGAAAAUGAACACCUCAACAAGGAUUUUUUUAAAUUUCAUAGUUCUCAGGCCAGGAGCAAAGAAUACAUUAACCUAAGAGAAGUCUCUAACAGAUUCAAGCUGCCCCCUGGAGAAUAUAUCUUGAUUCCUUCAACUUUUGAACCACAUGAGGAAGCCAAUUUCUGCCUUCGAAUCUUUUCAGAGAAGAAGACUAAAUACCAGGAUAUGGAUGAAACAGUGGAUAUUGCCCUGCCAGAGCCAUCUAAACCAACUUCACCCAGCCAAGAAACCAAGGAAGAUAAAGAAUUGCGGUCACUGUUUGAACAGGUUUCAGGAGAGGACAUGGAAGUGACAGCAGAGGAACUGAGGCAUGUUUUGAAUACCAUGCUGCAAAAAGAAAAGAAUAUUAAAUUCAAGAAGCUAAGCCUCAUUUCCUGCAAAAACAUCAUUUCUCUAAUGGAUACCAAUGGCAGUGGGAAAAUGGAGUUCAAUGAAUUCAAAAUGUUCUGGAUCAGGCUGAAGCAGUGGAUAAAUAUCUUCCUUCAGUUUGAUGCUGACAAAUCUGGCACUAUGUCCUCCUACGAGCUGCGGUUAGCCUUGAAAGCUGCAGGCUUCCAGCUAGGCAAUUACCUUUUGCAGUUAAUUGUCCUAAGAUAUGCUGAUGAGCUAUACCAACUUGAUUUUGAUGAUUUCCUCAACUGCAUGAUCCGGUUAGAGAAUGCAACCCGGGUGUUCCAGGUUCUCAAAGCAAAGGACAAAGAAUGUAUUCAUCUCAAUAUAAAUGAGUUCAUCUGUUUAGCGAUGAAUAUUUGAAGCAGUCUCUGAUCUGAAUGUGAACUCCCACCAUGGCAUGCCCUUUGGUCCAUGAACCAAGGAGCUUUUCCUAGGUGGUGCCCAUGUAUCCAAGAAUGUGAAUGAAGAUUCCUUAUUUAAAAAUCCUACUCCCCAACCUGAUGACUCGCUUCAGCUUGAUCAAAAAUGGCUAUCGUAGGUUCAUAGGUUCAGGUAUCCAUCUUGUUUAGAGAUGAAGUAUUACCACAUGGAAAUAUGUGGUAGUAGGGUGGAGGUAAUGGAUUGCCAAGUAAGCCUUCUCUAGAAAUCACAUCCCCUUUGUUAAUGAUGACUCAGAGUUUUAACUCAGAUAAACUUUGGCUUCACCAGAUUCUUCAUUAUUGCCCUGACCCCUGCCAACCCUGCCACUUUGGCAUUGCCUGCAAGAUAUUGAAAGUCAUCUGACAGUUUUACAUGAUUUCACAUGUAAAAUCUAUAUCAAAUUGCUUACCAACUCAGGGAGAAAAGAGAGAAGGGAGACUGGGAAGGAGAGGGAGAAUUUAGAACAUAAAAUUUUUAAAAAAGGAUGUUCAAAGUUGUUUUUCCAAGUAAUUGGGGAAAAAAUAAAAUAUGACUAAAAAAU